ACAAAAUGGGCCGUGAAUUUUUCUUGAAAGGAAAAUUAUAUACCAUCGUAAAAAUGGUCAAGAAAUGAAUUACUUGACAAUACCGCUUUUGGCAAGUCAAUUCAUACUGACUUUCCUUAAUAAACAUUAAUCUUCUCAAAAAAAAAAAAAAAGUCCUACGGUUUCUCUUUCGGUUUUUAAGCCAGACAGGGCCUCCAUUUCGUGUGUUUUUUAUUUGGUCUGUAAGAUCUGCCAUUUUCAAAGUGUCUGCUUUUAAGUGAUUAAGCUGCUUUUUUUUUUUUAAAAAAAAAAAACAGAGACAAAAGCAGGGGCGGUCACCAUGGAUGUUGUCAGUCAGUUGCAGAGACAGUUUAUUGACUACUCUGCGUCUCUGCAUCGUGAGGGAUUUGUGGAUGAUCAGUUUACUCAGCUCCAAAAGCUGCAAGAUGAAAACAGCCCCGAUUUUGUAGUUGAGGUUGCCUCUCUUUUCUUUGAAGAUUGUGAGAAGCUUAUUAACAAUAUGGCCAGAGCUUUAGAGCAACAACAAGGUGUGGAUUUUAAGCAAGUAGAUGCUAGCGUCCAUCAGCUAAAGGGUAGUAGUUCCAGCAUAGGUGCAAUGAGAGUUAAAAAUGUAUGCAUUAACUUUCGAAGUUUUUGUGAGGCCCAAAACCGUGAAGGGUGUUUGAGAUGCCUGCAACAGGUUACUCAUGAAUACUCCCUGCUGAAGAGCAAGCUUCAAACUUUAUUUAGGAUGCAGCCGUCAAUGAUGGCAGUUGACUGUGUUCUUCUGUCCUUGGUAGGCUUAGGUAAUCGGAGUGUGGUCUGAUAAUUUCUGAAGAAAAUGUGAUCCAGAUUCCAGAGGCAGUACAAGCAGUUGAAGCAUAUAACUCACUACUUACCAAGGACAGUCGCAUGUACCAGUCCAAUGGCGAUGUUUCUCCAUUGGUCAAUCUCUUGACAUUUCUUCUUAUGGGAUUGGCACUACUCAGUUCAGCUUGCCAUUGUCUGCUGAACUAUAUGAGCAUAAAUUAUUGAAAGCCAUAGCCUGAUGCCCUGAUUAUCUUUCCGUCUCCUGUUAAUAAUUUAUUUACUCUUUUCGUUGGA
Molecule: messenger RNA, 1083 nt
Organism: Theobroma umbraticum
Lineage: Eukaryota; Viridiplantae; Streptophyta; Magnoliopsida; Malvales; Malvaceae
Source: RefSeq, a predicted model, not a curated record